AUGCAUUUUUCUUCGGUUUAUGAUGAGGCCGAGUUACGAAGCCGUUCAAACAGACAAGUUCACGUCAACCCUGUGCCAGCUUUCGAGCCGGAUGGUUGGUCUGGUUACGGCAUGACAGAAGCCGACUGGUCGGAGCGCCAACUCUGGCCUCGACCGGCGCCGACCAACAGACUCCAGCCCCUCGGGGGCCACGUGGCUGGCCCCGUCAGAUGGGCCUCUCCACGACCCCCGCGUGACGCGGCCACCUCUCGUCCAGCGGGUUCGGAUUCAGCACCAAAGAGUGGCUCCUGUGGAGCAAGCAUCAUCGACGGAGACGAAAGACGGCUCGUCUGUUUGACAUGUGGCCCGGCCAGCAAAACGCCCAAAGAGCCUCCUUUGCCGACUGAGACGAGGCGAGGCAGAAGAGUGAAUUCGACACUCGCACCGACGCUUUACCUCCCACCGCGUGGCGCUCAGUACAGAGGAUCAAAUUUCCUCGUGCGCCGCCUCUCUGCUGGUCCUGCCGAGGAUGGACGUUGCGAUGGUGGUGGAGAAGGGGUUGGCCAUACAGGACUAAUGAUGCCGGAGGCGGUGAUGCCGGCAGCAGGGUAG
This is a messenger RNA of Protopolystoma xenopodis, 591 nucleotides long. The record is from the annotation of a GenBank genome assembly. Lineage: Eukaryota; Metazoa; Platyhelminthes; Monogenea; Polystomatidea; Polystomatidae.